UGGUCUCGCCGCGGUCACACUGUUUUGGAUUGUACACGCGAAAUCGCAAAUCGAACAAAAUCCAGUGCAAGAAUUGUGCAAGUGAUACCGCCGCCCGCGGCCAAAAACCCAACCGAGCGCAGGAGUCGAAAUCCCCAAAGCUAAAUUCUUCGUGUGUGCCAAGCGAAAAUUAGCGAAAAAACGUUGCGAGUUGUUGUUGCCAUUGCUAUUGCUGCUGUUACUACUACCACUACCACUGGCUACUGCUGAGAGAGCGAAAGAGAGCGCUGUCCGUGUGUGUGUGUUUUGUGUCCCUCUCUGUCACAGUGACUGUGUUUUCCUUUUUCGAUUUUGUUUUUUGUUUUUGUGUGUCCGCCAACAACAAAAUCCAGCUAUCCGCUAUUUGUGCAAGUGGGAAAGUUCAAAAAGCGCGUGUGUGUGUCCCGCAAAAAAAAACUAUAUCAAAACAGCAGCAACAACAAGAACCCCACACAAACACACACAGCCUGUCAGAGAGGGCACAACAAAACGGUUCGCACACACGCACCCUCCCCCGCCAGCGACAGCGCCAGUGUGCGUGCGUGUGUGUCGGUGUGUGUGUGAAAAAAUCGAAGAAGUGUUCGCCGAAAAGAGAAGAAACACAAAAACAACACAAAACGGCUUGAAAAGUGCAGCAACAAUAAUAAAUAAUUGAAUUUAUUAAUAUAUAUAAAUAUAUAUAUAAGGAGCGCGCAAAAUGUCGACCAUUGAGUUCGAGACGAUUGGCAGCCGCCUGCAGUCCUUGGAGGCGGCCCUCCAGGCCCAGAACGAGUCCCACGAGCAGAUCGUUCUCUCCAAAACGCGUCGUGUUCCUCCGCCACCACCCGCAUCCGCAUCUGCAGCCACAUCUGCGUCCGCCGCCUCGCCUGUGACGUCCGCCGGCCUCAGCAUAGCCCAGCGGCCAGCUCCUCCAGUUCCUCAGUCAGCGCAAGCACCCGCUGGCUUAUCCGUGUUUGCCUCCUCCGCCGCCGCAUCGUCCGCCGCUAUGGCUCCAUCCUCCUCCUCCUCCUCCUCGUCGGUGGCGGCAACGGGCACCUUCAGCGGAUCCUUUGUCCCGCCCAAAACCAGGAGUCCGCGUCCCACGCCCAGUCUGCCCAUUGCCAGCGGUGUCUAUCACCGACCGCGUCACAUGAACCUGCCGCUCCUACAGCAAUCGCAUCCGUCGGAGACGGAGACGGACAAGAAACUUAAGAUCAUCAUGGAGCAGACGGGCAAGCUGAACAUCAACGGGCGGCAAUAUCCCACGGAUAUCAAUGAUCUGAAACAUUUGGGUGACCUGGGCAACGGGACCAGCGGCAAUGUGGUCAAGAUGAUGCACCUGUCCAGCAACAUGAUCAUUGCGGUCAAGCAAAUGCGUCGUACCGGCAACGCCGAGGAGAACAAGCGCAUUCUGAUGGAUCUGGAUGUGGUGCUUAAAUCGCACGAUUGCAAGUAUAUUGUCAAGUGCCUGGGGUGCUUCGUACGCGAUCCAGACGUUUGGAUAUGCAUGGAGCUGAUGUCCAUGUGCUUCGACAAGCUGCUAAAGCUCUCAAAGAAGCCUGUCCCGGAGCAGAUACUGGGCAAGGUCACAGUGGCGACGGUCAACGCCUUGUCGUAUCUGAAGGUCAAGCACGGGGUCAUUCAUAGGGAUGUUAAGCCCUCGAACAUACUGAUCGACGAGCGUGGCAAUAUCAAGCUCUGUGAUUUCGGGAUCAGCGGUCGCCUGGUGGACUCCAAGGCGAACACACGUUCUGCAGGAUGUGCAGCUUACAUGGCGCCAGAGCGCAUCGAUCCAAAGAAACCAAAGUACGACAUUCGCGCCGAUGUCUGGUCGCUGGGCAUAACGUUGGUGGAGCUGGCCACAGCGCGAUCCCCGUACGAGGGCUGCAACACGGACUUUGAGGUGCUCACCAAGGUACUGGACUCGGAGCCUCCAUGCCUGCCCAUCGGUGAGGGCUUUAACUUUAGUCAGGAGUUUCGCGAUUUCGUCAAGAAGUGCCUCACAAAGAACCAUCAGGAUCGACCCAAGUAUCCGGAACUGCUGGCCCAGCCCUUUAUCCGGACGUACGAAAUAGCCAAAGUAGAUGUACCCAAUUGGUUUCAGAGCAUCGUCGACAAUCGGCAUCGCGCCAAUGGCGGCGAUACCACGCUCAAAAGGGCAACGGCGGCUGGUGGCGGAUCUCUAGCAACACCGUAUGGCAGGGCGCCGGGACAGGGGCAACAGAAUCACCCUCAGAAGACAAUAAAACCCUCGCAGAUACCGAGUUACCAACAGCAGCAUUCGCAGUCGCAGUAUUUCAUGCAAUCAGCCACACAACUACCUCAAGCGAAGACAGCAACGACACCAACAACUACCAAUUGCUUUGGCGGAAAUGGAAGCGGCAAUGGGAGCAGCAGCAGUGCCAGUCCCAGCCCCCUGUCACCGCCAACAACAACAACGGGCAAUGAUCUUAACAAGCUCUACCGCAAAUCGCCGUUUAUGCAGCGCAAGCUAAGCAAUGGAAGCCAUCAUCCUGCCCACUAUAAAUACAACGAUGAGAGUCCCAAAAAGGAGUCCAUGUUCAGCAGCAUUGGCCACACAAUUUUACGCAAUUUAACCACAUCGCCCUUUAGUCAAAAGAAACACAGUAACAGCCAUGGAUUGUCAGCAUCAUCAUCAUCAUCGUCAGGAGCAGCAGCAGUAGGAGCAGGAGGAGCAGGAGUAGCAGCCACAAAGACAAUACCACUGCCGCCGGAGGAGGCCAUUUCACCUGGAACACCAACGACCACGACAGGAUGGCGCCUGCCAGCCACGGAUUGCAUGUCCCUGGCCCACGACAGCUGUGAUAGUAGUACUAAUGCCAACGCCAGCGCCCCUCAGACCCACAACCUGAACCUCAACCUCAAUCUGGGCCUGGUCACACCCUCACCUGUGAUGCAGCGCAAGCCAGAAUCGCCGCCAAACGUGCAUCAGCAGCAGCAGCAGCAACCACCUCUUCGCCUGCAGCCGGGCAAUCAAAGUCCCAUAGUGCUGCAGCGUUUCUACCAUCAACAAAAUCAGCUACGCGAAAAGGAGGCCGCCGAGCGGUACCAGCAGCAACAGCAGCAGCAGCAACGCCAGCAGCCGGCAGUCAUCACAAGCACGAAUCCCUUUCACAGCAACUAUGUGGCACCGCCGCCAUCUACGCACUCCACAUCUAGUCAGUCCUCCACGCAGUCAACUUGCUCGCAAAUAGCAGUUAGCCUAACGCCUUCGACGGGUUCAGGAGCGGGAGGAGUAGGAGGAGGAGCUGGAUCUAUGUCAGCUGGUCACUUUGGCUCUGUGGGGAAUGGUGAGCAGCUGCAGUACCAACCCCUGCCCAGUCCCACACUCCUGCCCAGGUCACCAGAUCAGCAACUACAAACGAAUGCUGACUACAGUGGAGGAUCUGGUGGUGGUGGUGGUGGUGGUGGUGCGAGCAGCAGCAAGCUGGGAAAGCUGUAUGCCCGUCGCCAGCUGUUGGGUCAGAGCUCGAGCAGUGGGGCGAGUAGCAGCAGCCUGGAUGGAUACAGCAGGGAUCAGCAGGAGGCGGGCUGGUUCCACACACUCGCCGGCGCCAUGAAGCGACAGUUUGCCACCUAUGUUAAAACCCAAUUGAAUUCCACAGCCAGCCUGGAGCAGCAGCAGCAGCAGGAGCAGGAGCAGGUGCAGCAGCAUCCGCCGGCUCAGCAGCCACCACAGCCGCCGGCCUACAGGAGCAUUGUGAAUAAUGGUGGCCAUAGCAAGUCAUAUUAUUAUCGCACCUUGUCGGCGGCCAGCAGCAGCAGCAACACCAGCCAGAGCACUUCUCCCACAACAGAACCUCUGCCUGGCGGUGGAGGCGGAACGAGUAGCUUCCUGCGACGCUAUGCCAGCAGCAGUACCCCACCCAGUCCCCAUAUAUUGUCUGGUCUGGAUCGAAGGCACCGCAGUCCGGAUCCACCGCCGCGCUAUAAUCGCGGCCAGUCGCCGCUGCUGCUGCGCAAGAAUCUGUUGGAGCUGAGUGGGGGAUCGCCGUUGCUGCACCGAAGAUACGUUUCAGCCUCGCCUCCGCUGCCGCCACCGCGUCGAGGGUCGGAGAGUGUGCCAGGAUCACCGCAGCAUUUCCGCACCCGCAUUCACUAUACGCCCGAGCCACAGAGACGCAUCUACCGGACUAUAGAUCAAUGAGUGGCGCUGCAAAUCAUGGUCAUGUGAUGUUGGUAUGGCUUCGACGAUGAUGCCGUUGCCCGAGACGACCAGGAGCAGGAGGAGCAGGAGCAGGAGCUGGGGUCAGGACCAGUUUCCGAGGUAAUAUCAAUGCCUGCCUGUCCGGAGGCCAGGCUCAAUCGGAAUAGACUCGCUCUAGGUCGGCGUUCGUGCUCGGCGAGCGGCUCGUAUGCGAGUCUCUAUACGGCGGAUGUGGAGCAAGCAUGGCCACGAGGAGGGUCAUCAACCAGAGCGGGCCAUCAGCCCUGGCGCGGUGGUGACUGAUGCGAAAAGUGUUCAAAAGUCAGGAGAUACUUUAGUUUUUGGUUUGCUACCCAGGCUCCAACUGUACAUAGGGAUAUAAACGUGUAUCUGUAGGGUUCUAUAUAUAUACAAAUCUAUAUAUAUAUAUACGCAUCCGAUGGUAAAAUAAUAGUGCAAUAGUUGAAAGCAAUUCUGUUCUCCCAGUACUCGUUCCUUUUUCACAUUUUCUAUUUCCCUAUUUCCAUUUUUCUCUCUAUAACCGCUGUCUAUGCUGUAUCUGUAUCUGUAUCUGUAUCUAUGUAUCUGUACCCACAAACGUAUCUCUUCUGAAAUCAAAAAUUAAACCUAGCUAAAUCGAAGGAGGUUCGCGGGAUAAUAAUAAAAUCAAUUGAUUUUUUUUUGUAGCUUUGUAUAUAGAGAGAUGAUUGGAGGAGGGAGGAGGGUGAAGUGCAAGCACUCGUUGCAUUUGCUGUUUGCAAUUUGUUUUAGUUUAUGAUCUAUACAGAUUUCAUCCAAGGAACACCGACAAAACAACAAAUACAACAAUAAACAACAAACAUAAAAAAUGGAAUUAUUGUACUGAUUAUUAUAAAUGUUUAAUUUAUUAUGUAAGCGCUGG
This is a messenger RNA of Drosophila kikkawai, 5066 nucleotides long. RefSeq names its product hemipterous (gene hep). Gene Ontology annotation, molecular function: ATP binding; protein kinase activity. The record is from RefSeq and is a predicted model, not a curated record. NCBI's taxonomy places the organism in Eukaryota, Metazoa, Arthropoda, Insecta, Diptera, Drosophilidae. Gene Ontology annotation, biological process: protein phosphorylation.